Molecule: messenger RNA, 6400 nt
Organism: Seriola aureovittata
Lineage: Eukaryota; Metazoa; Chordata; Actinopteri; Carangiformes; Carangidae
Gene: ecpas
Product: Ecm29 proteasome adaptor and scaffold
Exons: 49
Coding region: 82-5592 (1836 amino acids)
Biological process (GO): proteasome assembly
Cellular component (GO): nucleus; cytoplasm
Molecular function (GO): molecular adaptor activity
Source: RefSeq, a predicted model, not a curated record
GUGAUGAAACUGAGGAGUGGCCCUGCUGACUGCAGUGACACUCUCUGAACUGCGAGGGUCGCUAGAUGACUUUCUGCAAACAUGGCUGCCCAGGAUGAACUCAAUCAACUGGAACGUGUGUUCCUUCGCCUGGGCCAUGCAGAAACAGACGAACAGCUACAAGAUAUUAUCUCCAAGUUCCUACCCCCUGUGCUCCUCAAACUAUCCAGCGUUCAGGAGGGUGUGCGGAAGAAAGUAAUGGAGUUGUUGGUCCAUCUGAACAAGAGGAUAAAGAGCCGACCUAAGAUUCAGCUGCCAGUAGAAACUUUGCUGGUGCAGUACCAAGACCCUUCAGCCGCCUCCUUUGUUACGAAUUUCACCAUCAUCUACAUCAAAAUGGGCUACCCACGCCUGGAGGUGGGAAAACAGUGUGAGUUGGCACCCACCCUCCUUACUGCCAUGGAAGGCAAGCCACAGCCACAUCAGGACAGCCUGAUGCACCUGCUGAUCCCUACUCUUUACCAUAUGAAGUAUCCUGCAGAUACCUCCAAGAAUGCUUUUCCGUUUAACUUAACUGAGCGGCCAAAGACAGUCCAGCUGCUGCUGGAGUUCAUGUUGGAUGUUUUACUGAUGCCUUACGGGUUUGUGCUGAAUGAAUCCCCGACUCGCCCUGCUCCCUCCUCCUCCCAGGGAAGUUCUGCCGAUGGGACAGUGGCUGUGGGUGGCCAGGGUCUUCCCCAGCCUCCCCCAGGGAUGAGUGUUUAUGCUGCCAAGAGGGUUAUUGGGGAAGCCCAGUGGAGCGCUGAGCAACUAGAGCAGUGUAAGCUGGGCAUAGUGAAAUUCAUCGAGGCAAAGCAAGUCCCAGAGGUGGAGACAGUGGUUCACCUGGUGGUGGCGUCCAGCGACACUCGACAUAGUGUUGCUACUGCAGCUGAUCUGGAGCUGAAGAGUAAACAGAGCAUAAUCGAUUGGAACAAUCCUCUAAUUAUCAACAAGAUGUACAAGGUGUAUCUGGGGGAUGUUCCUCUUAAAACAAAGGGUGGCAAUGUGAAGCAAGAGCUGAAGCACGAACCUGUAAGCACAAGAGUCAAACUGAAGAUCCUCCCUCAUCUGCUACGGUCACGCCUAGCUGCAGAGUGCUUUCCAGCUAAUAUCCAGGUUGUGUAUGACGGUCUGUUUGGAGCCAACACCAACAACAAACUGCUGUCUCUCACGCUGCAGUUUGUCCAUCACAUCUGCAUGGUGUGCCCCGACACUAACAAGCCUUUGGGGCUAAUGCUGCUGAAUGGUCUGACCAAGCUCAUCAAUGAGUACAAGGAGGAUCCUAAGUUACUAUGUGUUGCCUACUCUGCUGUUGGAAAGCUUUCAAGCCGCAUGCCACAGUUGUUCACAAAGGACAUUGCACUGGUACAGCAGUUUUUUGAGUCCAUGUGCAAGGAGGAGCCUGAUGUUCGUCUUGCCAUUCAGGAAGCUUUGUCUAUGAUGGUUGGAGCUUAUGCUAACCUCCAGGGGGCAUUGCUGAACCUGAUGGAGGCCCUGGUUGCUGCAUACAUUGGAAAGCCGGAGGUGCAAGUUCGCCAGGUGGCCAUGAAGUUUGCCAGCACAGUGUUUGCUCCUGAUCACGUGCCAUCAAGAUACCUGCUGCUGCUGGCUGCUGGAGACCCGAGAGAGGAGGUGGCUGGGGAGGCCCAGAGGGUGCUGAGGGCUUUUCCUACCAAGAGCUCGGAGAAGGAGGGACCAAAGCCAAUGCCAUCCUUUCCUGACAUGGUGGCCUAUGUCCAGGAGAAGGCGGCUCAGAGGAUCAAGACUCCAGCGAAGUAUAUUGUUGGAACCUCCACUAUUCCAUUCAACCCCUCUGCAUUUGGGGAGAUUGUGCUCUACCUGAGGAUGUGUUUAGCCCACAGUGCCGGGGCCACGCCCAUGUCUACGCGAUUGGCAGACAUGCAGGAUGAUGCCCCAGCCAUCGGCCGCUAUGUCCAUGCACUGCUGUCCUCUGAGCCUCAGCCUUCAGUGCCGAAGGGCUCUGAGGCAAAUCCUAUUCAUGUCUACAUGGAUCUGCUGCAGCAGCUGCUGUCUGCUGUAGGAGGAAUCCCAGUUAUGUACUGUCUACUGGAGGUGGUGUCUGUCUGCCCAGAGAAACUGGCUCCUAGAUUUGUUGAUAAAAUUGACUGGAUUAAAAGUCUGAUGAACACAAAUAAGGAGGACAUGAGGGAGCUCGCAGCCCAGCUGUACGCUGUAGUGGUUUCUACCAUGACUGGCAACGAGCUGCAGACAGCCGUGCAGAACCUGAUCAAAAUCACCAAAGACAACCACAGUCCUGAGACUCAGCAUGGUGCCAUCUUGGCUCUCGGCUAUAUGGUGGGAAGGUACACGAGCAAGAAGAAAGCUGUCACCUCAACCAUCUCCUCAAAAGAAAAUGAUGAACUUGUUGGCAUGGCUACCAAGACAGUUGGUUCCUUCCUGGACAGCAGUAGUGCACUACUGGCUGUAGCAGCCUGUACAGCUCUGGGAGAAAUUGGACGAAAUGGCACCCUGCUGAUCCCUGCAGAGGGUGAGGGCAUUACCAAACUCUCCACUGUGGAAAACCUGCUGGCACGCAUCCCCUCGGGCAAAGAGAGCACAAAGAUGAAGGAGCGAUCAAUCCAGACCUUGGGUCACCUACCAGUGGGAGAUGGAGACUUCCCUCAUCAGAAGAAGCUGCUCCAGGGGCUCAUGGACUCUGUAGAGGCCAAACAGGUGGAGCUGCAGUUCACGGUUGGAGAGGCUAUCACCAGCGCUGCAAUAGGCACUAGCUCUGGAGCUGCCAGAGACCCAUGGACCUGUACUGAGGAGCAGUACAGCCCACCACACAAUGUUAAAAACAAUGAUGUGGUUCCUUGGGUCCUCAACUCCAUCCUGUCCAGGUACAUACCCAGCCAGAAUCCCCAUGUCCGGCAGGCAGCCUGCAUCUGGCUGCUCUCCCUGGUCAAGAAACUCAGCCAACACAAGGAAAUCAUGUCCCAUUUAAAGGAGAUUCAAGUGGCAUUCAUCUCUGUUCUCUCAGACCCUGAUGAGCUGAGUCAGGAUGUAGCGUCUAAAGGACUUGGUUUGGUCUAUGAGAUGGGAGGAGAGGCUGACCAGCACGAACUGGUGUCCACCCUGGUGGAAACACUCAUGACUGGCAAAAGAGUGAAACACGCUGUUUCACAAGAUACAGAGGUGUUCCAAGGAGAAGGUUUGGGGAAAACACCUGAUGGCCACGGCCUGUCCACAUACAAGGAGCUCUGCUCACUGGCCAGUGACCUGAACCAACCAGAUCUUGUUUACAAGUUCAUGAACCUGGCCAAUCACCAUGCCAUGUGGAACUCCCGCAAGGGAGCAGCUUUUGGGUUUCACAUGAUCGCUGCAAAGGCCGGGGAGCAGCUGGCUCCAUUCCUGCCCCAGCUUGUGCCUCGUCUGUACCGCUACCAGUUUGACCCCAACCUGAGCAUUCGCCAGGCCAUGACCAGCAUCUGGGAUGCCUUGGUCACUGAUAAGACCCUGGUGGAUAAGUAUCUGAAGGAGAUCCUGCAGGAUGUCAUUUCCAACUUGACCAGUAACACCUGGAGAGUUCGCGAGUCCAGCUGCCUGGCCCUGAAUGACCUGAUUCGUGGCCGCCAAGCUGAUGACCUCAUUGAUCAUCUUGCAGAAAUGUGGGAGACACUGUUCAGAGUCCUUGAUGACAUCAAGGAAUCUGUGAGGAAGGCUGCAGACCUAACACUGAAAACACUCAGUAAGGUGUGUACUCGUAUGUGUGAGUCUACAGGCUCAGCAGCCCAGAGAACUGUGGCGGUGCUGUUGCCUACUCUGCUGGAAAAAGGCAUCGUUAGCAAUGUCGCAGAGGUCCGCUCGCUCAGUAUCCAGACCCUGGUGAAGAUUAGUAAGACAGCUGGUGCCAGACUAAAGCCUCAUGCUUCCCGACUCAUCCCGGCCCUGCUGGAGGCCCUCAGCACCCUGGAGCCCCAGGUCCUCAACUACCUCAGCCUCCGAGCCACAGAGCAGGAGAAGAGUGCCAUGGAUGCUGCCAGACUAAGUGCUGCCAAGUCCUCCCCAAUGAUGGAGACCGUUAACAUGUGUCUGCAGCACCUCGACGUUUCUGUGCUGGGAGAGCUGGUUCCUAGGCUGUGUGAGCUGCUUAAAAGUGGAGUGGGUUUAGGCACCAAGGGUGGCUGUGCCAGUGUAAUUGUUUCACUCACAGUGCAGUGUCCCCAGGACCUCACCCCAUAUUCAGGUAAACUGAUGAGUGCCCUGCUGAAUGGUAUCCAUGAUAGAAGCACUGUAGUACAGAAAGCGUUUGCCUUUGCUCUGGGGCACCUAGUCAGGACAGCAAAAGACAGCAGUGUGGAAAAACUACUACUGAAGCUCAACACCUGGUACUUGGAGAAAGAGGAGCCGGUGUAUAAGUCAUCAUGUGUGUUGACCGUGCAUGCCAUCAGCCACUACAGUCCUGAUGUGCUGAAGGGCCAUGCAGGAGUGGCACUGCCGCUGGCAUUCCUGGGCAUGCAUCAAGCGCCAGGUCCUGAUGAGGAGAAAGGAGAGAGCCAUGAUGCCACGCUGUGGGCUGAGGUGUGGCAGGAGAACGUCCCAGGAAGCUUUGGAGGCAUCAGACUCUACAUGACGGAGCUGAUCGCUAUCACACAGAAAGCUCUGCAGUCCCAGUCCUGGAAGAUGAAGGCUCAGGGUGCAGCUGCCAUGGCAACCGUUGCAAAGGAACAGACAGGCUCAUUAGUGGCACCACACCUUGGCUUGGUGCUAACAGCUUUAAUGCAGGGACUAUCCGGACGCACCUGGGCGGGCAAGGAGGAGCUGUUGAAAGCCAUUGGAUCGGUAGUGAGCAAAUGCAGUGCUGAGCUGCAGAAGCCUUGUGCAGGUCAGCCCACCAUCUCUGAGGUGCUGGACGUUGUGUUGAAAGAAUGCCGUAAGGAGAGCCUGGUGUAUAAAAUGGCCGCUUUGCGCUGUGCUGGAGACGUGCUCCACAGCAGCCAGGAGGACCGUUUCAACGACAUGACGGAGAUCCUUUUCCCGCUGAUCAAAAAGAGCUGCCCAGAGAGUGGUGGUGCAUCCCCGAGGUCACUGGAUGAUGAUGAUGAUGAUAUAGAUGUGAAGGAGAAAGAGUUGCAGACUGAAGCUCUUCUUUGUGCUUUUGAGACUCUUGGAAAGACUUGGCCCAGGAACCCACAGACUCAGGCUCGUUUCCAGGUGGAGGUAUGCGGUCUAAUGUGUGAAAAGCUCAAGCGAAGCACUUGGAAAGUACAGCUUGCUGUUCUACAGUCUAUGAAGGCUUACUUCCAGGGGUUAUUGCUGCUAGAGAAAGGCCGUGAGGACUCCAAUGCACUGUCACAGAUCCUCACAGAGACGUGUGCUGCUCUCACUUACCCAUUAGAAAACAAAAGUUACUCAUCUGUGAGAACAGAGGCCCUGUCAGUUGUGGAUCUGAUUGUAAAGAGAACUGGAGAGAGUGAACAGUGGGACUGUGUGUCUGUGAAGAGCCGGGAGCAGCUGCAGCGCUCCCUGUCAACGCUGCAGUCUGACAGCAGACCUGACCUGAGGGAUAAGGCGCAGGAGCUGCGUAGACAUAUCCAGAGUCAACCCUGAGCACGCACAUGCACGCACGCGCACACAAACACACACACAUACACACAGCUCACAGAGUCAGCCAAAUACGUACAGAUACAAACACAAAGUACAAAGCAAGAAACGAGAGCAUCAACUUCUUUUAAACCUCUUUAUGAGUAAAACAAAACAUACACUAGCACACUCCUCUGUCUGACCUCUUUGCUACAGCAGUCUUCUCUCAUGCAGAUAUUUACAAACCUCUCGAUCAUUACAUUAAGUAUCCAUAUUACCUGUGGGCUUUGAAGCUGGCUUGUGCAAAGAGAGUGCUCCACUCAAGCUGACUGACUGAUUCACGUUUGUGGCUGACGAAGGUUGAAGAGACUACAAUAACACAACUUGCCCUGAGUCUGAACUCUCAGUGACAAUGGUGAAGGGCAAUAUCAUUAUUGUAAUGUGUCAAGUUUUAUUUGGUUCAUUUAAAUGGACAGUAAGAUACUGAUAAUGAAUGCUAUAUAAACCAAUGUGUUGGGUUUGUGGACACUGUAUACCUAUAGCCCCAAAAUGGGGACUUUUACUACUGUUGUGGGUUUGCCUACUCAUUGAAUAUCAGAACAACAGCAGGUCGUACACAGGAGGAUGACUAGUCAGCUCACGUUCAAAGUUGGUACUUUGAGCAUGUCCUGGAAAUGGUAUUUGGUUUCUUCUGUUUGCAAGGUGAAUGAACACGACAAAAAGCCUAUUUUGUGAAGUUUUGAGAAUUAGUAAAAAUCCUGCUGUUAACUUCAAAGUGAUGCUAUAGUUGUUUGAAAUUGUCCCUGAUGAAAUAAAACUACCUUGGUAAUUUGGA